Messenger RNA from Eutrema salsugineum, 1738 nucleotides. Its product is annotated as cytochrome P450 71B5. Gene Ontology annotation, molecular function: monooxygenase activity; oxidoreductase activity, acting on paired donors, with incorporation or reduction of molecular oxygen; iron ion binding. Bases 45 to 1553 code for a protein of 502 amino acids. The record is from RefSeq and is a predicted model, not a curated record. The transcript has 2 exons. Lineage: Eukaryota; Viridiplantae; Streptophyta; Magnoliopsida; Brassicales; Brassicaceae.
CACUUCAAACACAAAUCAGAAGAAAGUAACCGACCCAAAAAUAAAUGUCUACCUUUCUUUGUUUCCUCUUACUCUUCCUUAUCUCUUUGAUCUUCUUUAAAAAGCUUUCAUCAACGAAAGGGAAGCUCCCUCCGGGACCCAAGGGUCUUCCAAUCAUCGGAAACUUGCACCAACUUGGAAGAUUUCUUCACAAAUCUCUUCACAAAUUCUCCCAAGAAUAUGGACCGGUGAUGCUUCUCCGUUUUGGGGUAGUCCCUGUGAUCAUUAUCUCCUCAAAAGAAGGAGCUGAGGAAGUGCUCAAGACUCAUGAUCUUGAGACUUGUAGCCGUCCCAAGACGGUCGGAGCAAGGUUGUUUACUUACAACUUUAAUGACAUUGGUUUCGCUCCUUUCGGUGAGACAUGGAGAGAGAUGAGGAAAAUCGCUGUGCUCGAGCUCUUUAGCCAGAAGAAACUCAAGUCUUUCAGGUACAUUAGAGAGGAAGAGAGCGAAGUGUUGGUCAAGAAGGUAUCAUCAAAAGCUGCUGAUGAGACACAAACCUCAUCAUCAGUUAAUCUGAGGAAAGUCAUUUUCUCCUUCGCAGCCAGCAUCAUUUGUAGACUAGCUUUUGGACAGAACUUCCACGAGUGUGACUUUGUCGAUAUGGAGAGAGUAGAAGAGUUGGUGCUCGAGUCAGAGACUAACCUUGGUUCCUUGGCGUUCGCCGACUUCUUCCCUGCGGGAUGGCUCAUAGACCGGAUCUCCGGUCAGCAUUCAAGGGUCAAGAAAGCCUUUGCUAAACUCACCAAUUUCUUUGAGCAUGUGAUCGAUGAUCAUUUGAAGACUGGACAACCCCAAGAUCACUCGGACAUCAUCAGUGUCAUGCUGGACAUGAUCAAUAAACCCACAAAACCUGAUUCCUUCAAAGUCACCGAUGACCAUCUCAAAGGAGUCAUGUCGGAUGUGUUCUUGGCUGGAGUGAACGCGGGAGCCAUCACGAUGAUAUGGACGAUGACAGAGCUAAGCAGACAUCCGAGAACCAUGAAGAAGCUCCAAGAAGAGAUUCGAGCAACACUCGGAUCCAACAAAGAGAGAAUCACAGAAGAAGACCUAGAGAAAGUUGAGUACUUGAAGCUAGUGAUCGAGGAAACGUUUAGAUUGCAUCCACCAGUUCCUCUCUUGCUUCCAAGACUAACAAUGUCCGACAUCAAGAUUCAAGGCUACAACAUCCCCAAGAACACGAUGAUCCAAAUCAACACUUACGCGAUAGGACGUGAUCCCAAAUACUGGACCAAACCCGAGGAGUUUAUCCCCGAGAGGUUUGUCGAUAACCCUAUCGAAUACAAAGGAAAGCAUUUUGAGCUUUUGCCGUUUGGAGCCGGACGUAGGACUUGUCCUGGGAUGGGCACAGGGAUCACCAUCGUCGAGCUUGGCCUUCUUAACCUUCUUUACUUCUUUGAUUGGAGUUUGCCUGAGGGAAUGACCAUCAAAGACAUUGACAUGGAAGAAGACGGAGCUUUUGCCAUCACCAAGAAAGUUCCUCUAGAGCUCGUACCAACUCUUCAUCGCUGGUGAAUCAUGUAAUCAUUUUAAUAAGAUGCAGAUUUCUAUAUGUUUGUCUACUUACGAUAGGUUUGGUUUUGUUUUCUCUUAACUUGUUUUACGCUUAUCCUGUCUUGUGAUCGGUAUGUUACUAAUAAUGUUUCAAUAAUGUCUUCAAUAAUACUUAUGUUGAUCUAAAAUAGCAUCGUUCAUUUAUU